AUGGCAAUCCUGAACUCGCUCAUUACGUAUGUUUUCAUAGCGACAGCUCUUUUUUACGCUUUUACCUUCAGCUUUCGUGUCCUGCUGCACCCGCUUCGGAAGUUUCCAGGCCCUUUCGUUGCGGGUCUUUCAGAAGCAUAUGGAGGGUUUUAUGCCAUUAAGAAAUGCCUGCAUCUGCAGGCCUACAAAAACCAUCUCAAAUAUGGACCGGUGGUAAGACAAGGCCCUGAUCGACUUGUUUUCAAUUCGGCCACAGCUUUGCAAGCAAUCUACCAAAAUGAGGCCAUUGCCAAGUCCUACGUCUAUGCGGUCGCGCAACCGGAUCAGCAUAAUAUCUUCACGACGACUGACAAGAGCGAGCACCGACCCAAGAGGAAACUCAUCAGCCAGGUCCUCUCGGAUCAUUCGAUGAGAAGAUUCGAGUCAACCAUGGCGGAGCAAAUCGAUGUCUUCCUAGGACGACUCCUGCAAUCAGACUCAAGCCCAAUCAAUAUGACCCCCGCUUGUCGGAAACUGGGCCUGAACAUCGCUGGGCUUCUCGGCUUUGGUUAUGACCUUGAACUGCAGACGGACAACACGCACAUAUUUUUGACUGACGCUAUCAAUUUCGGCAACUACCGAGUAAACACGUGUAUGCAAUUCACGCCACUGGCGCGGCUCAAGCCUGGGCCCAUCAUGGACCUAUUCCCUAACAGCUUGAGGGCUCGGCUUAUGGACCAGUCAGACCUUGAUAUCAAAAACCUUAAGCAGCAGAGCCUUUGGACUGAGGCAGUCUUUUUCUUUGCGGCAGGAGGCGAAACGAUUGCAUCAAGCCUAGCUGCGGCAUUCUUUUAUCUGUCGCGUAAUUCAUCAUGCUACGAGAAACUCGCAACAGAGAUCCGCACCACCUUCAGAUCAGGGCGAGAAAUAUCUGGUGGAUCACGACUUUCAGGCUGCCGAUACCUCCGUGCCUGUAUUGAUGAGGCGUUGCGUAUGUCUCCGCCAGUUCCCGGGAUUCUGUGGCGUGAGGCCACGCCCGGUAUCAAGGACAAACCAUUAGUCAUAGACGACCACGUCAUCCCCUCUGGCACCCAGGUUGGCGUGAGCAUCUACAGCCUCCACCACAACGAGGAGUACUUCCCCGACCCGUUCGAGUUCCAACCCGAAAAGUGGUUGGUGGGGACAAAGUCCAGCAGAGCCGCUGCGCAAGCUGCGUUUACACCGUUCUCGAUUGGCUCUCGCGGAUGUGCCGGGAAGACUAUGGCGUAUUUAGAGAUCAGUCUCGUGCUAGCAAAGACCUUGUGGUACUUUAACUUUCAAAGGACAUCAUCCGUAUGCAAAAAGGACUUGGGCAGCGGAAUUUCUAGAGUUACACAGGGACUGGCUACGGAAAACGAGUUCCCGAUAUACGAUGUAUUUGCGGCAAGUCAUGAUGGGCCGACACUCGAAUUUCAUCCACGGGAUAGCUUGUGCGACGAGUUGACGAGGUUCUAA
This is a messenger RNA of Neoarthrinium moseri, 1473 nucleotides long. RefSeq lists its product as uncharacterized. Gene Ontology annotation, molecular function: heme binding; oxidoreductase activity, acting on paired donors, with incorporation or reduction of molecular oxygen; monooxygenase activity. The record is from RefSeq and is a predicted model, not a curated record. The transcript has 6 exons. NCBI's taxonomy places the organism in Eukaryota, Fungi, Ascomycota, Sordariomycetes, Amphisphaeriales, Apiosporaceae. Bases 1 to 1473 code for a protein of 490 amino acids.